AAGUAUAUAAGUCCAUCCAGCAUCCGAAAAGGACCAGAGUGUGCCACUAUCAUCCAGUACGGUAACUUCGUGCGAUCUGCUCAACUCCUUUUUCUCAUCUGUUCCACUAAAACUUUAGAAAAUACGAAGAAAAUGAUGGCCGCAGCGCAACAGAACGGACGUCAAUCACACAGUUCAUACUCGACGCAAUCUCUUUUGGGCAUUGCCACUCUCCUAGUGGUUUUGCUCGCAGUGCUUCCCAGUUAUCCGUCGUCGGCUAUGUCCGCUCUAUCCAGCGGCCAUCAUUCGUUGUCCAAACGCUCUUUCUUCGAUAUCAACUGUAAGGGACUUUACGACAAAAGUAUAUUCGCACGCCUCGACCGCAUUUGCCAAGACUGCUACAAUCUCUACCGUGAGCCCGAACUUCACACGCUUUGCAGGAAGAAUUGCUUCACCACCAACUAUUUCAAGGGCUGCUUAGAUGCCCUGCUCAUCAACGAUGAAAAAAAUAUUCAAAGCUUUAUGAAGGAUAUUUCAAUCAUUCACCAGAUUCCGAUUUAAAAAAAGAGGGCAUAAAAUGUCCAGGUCGGAAUGUUUUACCACCCCUUUUUUCAAGGCUUGCCUGAAAGUCUUGCUAUUGGAGGACCAGGAUCCAGAUUACUCCGAAAUGAUCGACAAAAUUGGCCGCUAACGCAACUUUCAAGAUAACGUGCACGCACAUCGCUUCUCGUCUAUGAAAUCUUAUUAUUAUAUGUCUUAUUUAUUUGUAUCUCGUUAGCUGUAAUAUUUUUUUUCUCCUUUUUUUUUUUGUCUUUUUGGCAACGCCCCCUUGUACUACGUGUCUCUCUCUUUUUGCCAGUAUUUUUUUUUUCUUCUCGAGCUCCUUGCUUUGUGCGCGUGGUAAACGCACAAAAGGAAAAAUGGAUUUGGACAGUUGAAGAUGGAACAGUGCAAUUGAUACGUUCGCAACCCGUUUGUGUUCUUUCGUCAUAUCAUUUGGCUGCUUUAUUUUGCCCUCUCCCGCCCUUCCUUCUGUGCUGCUCCCGAAUGGGAAAAAAACCAACAAACAAUCUAGUCUACUCUUCUGAUUCAGAGUCUAUAUAUUUGUCGAACGCGAAAGCUAAUACGCGUAUAUAUUUAUAUGAAUCUAUAUCGUUGUUCAGUGCAGGGAAAAUAUAAAAAUUCCCCCUCCUCUAUCUCUCACUUCAGUGCAAUCCCAUGGAGGAAGAAUUUACCAUCACACAUUUUUUAUUCCUCCCCAAAAAAACGCAAAAAAAAAAAUAUAUAGUUCCUACUUCCUAUACUUUAGUGAAAGAUCUCUAUACAAGAACAUGCCUACAUUUGCCAUGUCCAAUAUUUACACUUGAAUGCCUAUUGAGUCGGUCAUAUUUCUGGAUAUAUCAAAUAUACUAUCAAUCAAG
Messenger RNA from Daphnia magna, 1400 nucleotides. RefSeq names its product crustacean hyperglycemic hormone (gene ITP). Bases 133 to 540 code for a protein of 135 amino acids. Gene Ontology annotation, biological process: circadian rhythm. Gene Ontology annotation, molecular function: neuropeptide hormone activity. NCBI's taxonomy places the organism in Eukaryota, Metazoa, Arthropoda, Branchiopoda, Diplostraca, Daphniidae. The record is from RefSeq and is a predicted model, not a curated record. Gene Ontology annotation, cellular component: extracellular region. The transcript is spliced from 4 exons.